Messenger RNA from Parastagonospora nodorum SN15, 1062 nucleotides. RefSeq lists its product as hypothetical. Bases 1 to 1062 code for a protein of 353 amino acids. NCBI's taxonomy places the organism in Eukaryota, Fungi, Ascomycota, Dothideomycetes, Pleosporales, Phaeosphaeriaceae. The transcript is spliced from 2 exons. The record is from RefSeq and is a predicted model, not a curated record.
AUGUGUCGUUGGUUCGCCUACAUAUCUCCUACAGAGCCAUGUCUCUUGUCCGACGUCCUUAUCACACCUGCGAACAGCAUCAGCAAGCAAUGUUCCGAGCACUACCUACCAGGGCUUCUACCUCAUAAGAAGGACAAGGACCUUGAUCAUACAUCCGAUGAACUUCUCCGCAUGCGCAACUCGUUGCUGAAUAUGGAUGGAUUAGGCAUUGCUUGGUACACUGAAGCCACCUCUUCCUACGUUAAGCACGUCACUGGCCCCCGUCCCGCCCUGUACAAAUCCCAAAGUCCGCCCAUCAAUGACUUCAACUUCAAAUCGCUGUGCGAAAACACAGAAACACGAUGCGUGUUCGCACACAUCCGCGCCAGCAGUGGCAGUGUUGUGACACAAGUCAAUUCGCAUCCGUUCGUAUUUGGCAGGCAUAUCUUCAUGCACAACGGUGUCAUUUCGAACUUCUCUGCCAUACGCCGCGACCUCACUGAUCUCCUGUCAUUCGACGCGUAUUGUAAUAUCCUAGGAUCUACGGACUCGGAACAUGCAGCGGCAUUGUACAUGACGAAUUUGACGAACCAUGGAGACAAGAAGAGUUGGGACAAACCAUAUUCGCUCAAAGCCAUGUUCGUGGCUAUGCGCAAGACCGUACUGCAGAUAUUGCAGCUCCAGCACGACAAAUUGGGCGAGACGAACACACCGAAUUCUCUCAACUUCUGCACGACAGACGGCACGAGACUUCUUGCCAUUCGCUUUCGCAAUCAUGCGUCGCAACAGCCGCCGAGUCUGUAUUGGUCCGAGUUUGCGGGUCGCACACUGAAUACGAAGUACCCGGGUCACCCCGAUAGCAAGGAUAUCGUGAAUGAAGAUUCAGUACUAGACGAAGGCGAGAAGAUUGGCAAGCACACGAUUGUCGCAUCCGAACCGACGACGUACGAUGAGAAAGAGUGGCAUCUGAUCUCCCGAAACCACGCUUUGCUCGUCGACGAAGACGGCGUGGAGAAAGAACUAGAGAUCGAAUACAAUGACGGACUAAACGCGCGAGACCCGAAGUUCGACGCACAAGCCUAG